AUGAUGGAUGAGUAUACCCCACAUAGAACCACUCAGCGCUCAUUUUCAUUUCUGUUUCAGCCUGGAGUCACAAACUUGCGGAUCGACACUUUCCCGAGUGCUUCUUAUCCCAAAUUGCAACGCUGGUUUGCGCAUAUGCGAUCAAGACCGGAGGUGAUGACGGUCAGUCAACCUCUUUGGCGACAUCGAUUAUUCAAUCAGGGAUAUGUGGCCGGGAAUCCUGACUAUGAUGCUGGGCUGGACCUCCGCAGACAUCACUGA
Molecule: messenger RNA, 261 nt
Organism: Cooperia oncophora
Lineage: Eukaryota; Metazoa; Nematoda; Chromadorea; Rhabditida; Trichostrongylidae
Source: the annotation of a GenBank genome assembly